Molecule: messenger RNA, 660 nt
Organism: Hevea brasiliensis (rubber tree)
Lineage: Eukaryota; Viridiplantae; Streptophyta; Magnoliopsida; Malpighiales; Euphorbiaceae
Product: nuclear transcription factor Y subunit B-7-like
Exons: 1
Coding region: 1-582 (193 amino acids)
Biological process (GO): regulation of transcription by RNA polymerase II
Cellular component (GO): CCAAT-binding factor complex; nucleus
Molecular function (GO): protein heterodimerization activity; DNA-binding transcription activator activity, RNA polymerase II-specific; RNA polymerase II cis-regulatory region sequence-specific DNA binding
Source: RefSeq, a predicted model, not a curated record
AUGGAAGAUGAGAGCCAUGGAAGUUGUCCAAAUGGCCCCAGUAGAGGAAGCCCAGAAAGCCCAUGUUUAAAGAGCACUAAUAGCAACAACAAUAGUAAUAAAGAGCAAGAUAGGUUCCUUCCUAUAGCAAACGUUGGAAGAAUAAUGAAGAAAGUGAUUCCUGGAAAUGGGAAAAUCUCAAAAGAUGCAAAAGAGACAGUUCAAGAAUGUGUUUCUGAAUUCAUUAGCUUCGUAACAGGAGAAGCUUCUGAUAAAUGUCAAAGAGAAAAGAGAAAGACUAUUAAUGGUGAUGAUAUUAUAUGGGCAAUAACAACUCUUGGUUUUGAAGAUUAUGUUGCUCCCCUUAAAUUAUAUCUCAACAAAUAUAGGGAGAUUGAAGGAGAGAAGCUUAAUAUCCCAAAGCAACAGCGAACAGAUCAAAGGUUGCAGCAACGCCAACAAGAACAAGAACAAAAUUUACCAUCUUUUAACACUGUGUAUUCCUCAACUACCACUCUUCUUUCUCAACCUUCAUUUGUGCCUGCUGAUCAAUCAUUCUUAACUUUCUCCCCUAACUCCAUUCAAAAACAACUACAACAAUGAUCAAAUUCAUUCUGUUGGGCAUUCACAUUAUUAUGAAAUCAACAAAACAGAUGUAGUGGGAUCCUUCGUGCACUUGUC